Molecule: messenger RNA, 4729 nt
Organism: Aspergillus sclerotioniger CBS 115572
Lineage: Eukaryota; Fungi; Ascomycota; Eurotiomycetes; Eurotiales; Aspergillaceae
Product: WD40 repeat-like protein
Exons: 7
Coding region: 480-4685 (1401 amino acids)
Molecular function (GO): protein binding
Source: RefSeq, a predicted model, not a curated record
CCCGCGUAUACAGGCUCUAAUCUAGGCAGCAUUUCCUACCUCAGACCCCUGGCAGCCGGUUCCAAUUUUCGGGGAUACAAUCAAGAAGAUGCUUUUUUUUCGCCCGGCCUAAUACUUCGAGGGUCUGAGCAAAAUUUCGACACUUGUACUAAGCGCGCUGGCGUCGAACACGUGGGCCAUGUCAUGUCCGACUGUCCGACAUACAAAGAUAGCCUACUCCAUACAUUGGUUGAUUCGGUGGCCUGGUGGAGCUGGCUGCAGAACACCUGCAGCCGUUCGUUCCACAUAAGUUCCUGAUAGCCAGUCAGAGCCCGACACAUGUGUCUCACUUGUGACGGGAAAACUCCUAAUCUGACUUAUCAUUCCACAAUGAGGGAAGAUGUGGUAUACUGGGCACUGCCCUUCCAAAACCUCCGGAGAGGAGGGUCUUAGAACUACAAUUCCAUGACCCCUAAUAUCACGUGGAGGUCAACCACACAAUGGCGCCCGAUGAGCAAGCAGGUUGUUUUACCAGACUCUUUCAAAGGUUUCAAAACCAUCGGAGUUCCCAGAAAGACACUAUUCAGGGAGAUACCGAAGCAAAACCCAAAUGCUGUUCAGAAUUAUCAAACGGCACCAGAACUCCGGGUGCUGGGGAUGAACUUCGUGACGCUACUGUUCCAGAACCCAACGUUGCAAGUCCUAUUCAUGAUGGAGCAAGCCAGCCGACCUCGGUUGAGCCGGCUGUUACUGAUGACAUCGAAUCAGCGAAUAGUCAACGCAAUCCUAGUGGGGCCACUUUGUCUAGAUCCAGUAUUUCGACGCCACCUCAUUCCACCACGACUUCAUAUUCGAUUCACAAGGCUCUUUGGGAAAAGGCUUACAGCGACCUAAAGUCCGACAAGAAGAAAGCAAAAUACAUGGAGAAAUAUGAGGAAUUACUUUCCACAGUCUUUCUCGGCAGGGACGAAGUUAAUCAAGGUCUCGGAGAAGAGCAAAUGAAAGAACUCGUCGCCCUGGGUCUGGAGAAAGUCGAAAGAUACAAAGCAGCGGGUGAGCUUUUGGGUAGCAAACUCGAGGUUGUCACAGCUAUCAAGAACAUUCUCGAUAUCCCUAUGACAAAAAUCACGCACACUGCAUUGCCUUGGGCAAUCAUAUCUUCAAGUGUGGAUGUAAAGGCUAACAAUAUCCGCUACCAGAUAUUGCUCAAGCCAGUCAAAGCUGGCGCAGAAUUGUACAAUAGUGUGGGUUAUGUCGUUAGCAGAAUUGAAUGGUACUCCAAUUUCACCGACCAACUUUUAAGGCAAGAGCGCAUCGGUGACGAGGGUCCUUUAACGACAAUCCGCAAGGACAUCGAAGCUAGGAUCAUAGACCUUUACCAGUCCCUCCUAUUUUAUCAGAUCAAGAGCGUCUGCUUCUACUAUAAAAAACAGCUAUUCGUGUUGGCCCGUGGAAUACUGGACCUCGACGACUGGAGUAGGGAUUUGCAAGGCGUUAAGGAUGCAGAAGACCACCUUCUUCGAGACUCGAGUCUCUAUAAACUGGAAUGCCUGAAUGAUAAAGUGAGGGAUAUCAGCAUGGAUCAAAAGACACAGAAGGACAUUGAAAGUUUCCACGGCCGUCUGCACGCUAUAAGUCACGUCGACCCAGAGAACAUCGAAGUGCCGAUCGAUGAUUUGUACGCAUGGACCUUUAGAACCGAUGCGUUUAGGCGGUUUUCCAGAUGGGAGGAACAGGAUGCACCGAGACGACUAUGGAUCAGCGGGCAAGCUGGAACAGGAAAGACGAUGCUCCUGAUAGGGGCUAUCAAGCAGAUCCAAACUUCUUGCUUACUGAAAACUGCAAGUGGAGACCCUCCAGUGCUCAUCUAUUUUUUCUGUCAAUCUAGCGACGACAAAUUGAACAAUGGAGCAGCACCAGGGUUGCUACAACACCUGCAGAAGAAAUUCUCUUCCUCAGGGGACAAAUUUAUAUAUGAUCGGCAUUCGAUUUUUACUUGGCAAGAUAUCUUGAUCGACAUGUUGAGCGACUGUGACCGGGUGAUUGUUGUGAUUGAUGCUAUUGAUGAGUGCGAUGAAGUAUCGAGGAGAUAUCUGAGGAACUUCCUGGAUGGAAUAUUGCACAUGGAUAACCUAUCCCAUGUCAAAUGGCUGAUUUCAAGCCGGCCUAUGCACGAGCUUCCAGCAAGCAUGCCAAGCAAGGCAUCGGAAAGACCACGCUUGCUGACUCUAGAUGAUCGCAUUCUUUCACCCUUGAUCAACGCGUACAUCAGUCGAAAGAUGUCCGAUAUUCAAGAGCGUGCCACAAACAAAGAACAUGUAGUUGAAAUAAAAGACCAACUCUGCGAGCGCGCAAGCAACACAUUCAUCUGGGCUUCAUUGGUUAUCCGGAAACUCGAAGAGUCGCCGGAGUUCAAAUGGAAAAGAAUUCUGGCCCAGAUCCCCGAUCAUUUGUACCAACUCUAUGGGUUUCUACUUGAGGGAAUAGAAGACCAAGAAUGCAAGGACGUUCUCGCCGUGGCUAUGCUGGCACGCCGCCCGUUAACUCUAUUGGAGAUUGAGCAUCUCGCCGGGCUAGAGACGGGUAUGAAUGCAGGGAAGGACUCUGUUAUCCUUUGUAAAUCAUUCUUGACUCUUCGCAGCGACACCGUUUAUCUGAUCCAUCAAUCAGCUCAAGAUUGGCUCAUCCAACAUCACUAUCGACUGCGCAAUAUAUCAUUGCAAGGGUUUCACACCUCUAUCCUCCAAAGAUCGCUUGAAGGACUUGACGAAGUUUUGAGAGAGAAUAUAUAUAUGCUGCCACAUUAUGGUCUUCUAACGCAGGAGGUGAAGCCUCCAACAGAUAAUCCACUAUCAUCUAUCCGCUACAGCUGCCAGUCCUGGGUGUACCAUCUUAAGGAAAGCAAUAUUACUUUACCCAGAGAUAUUCUUGAUUUCCUACGAGCUCACUUUAUUCACUGGCUUGAGGCCAUGGCCUUGCUGGGGCUCCUGCCAGAGACAGUCGAGGUUGUUGACGUGCUGCAAUCAUUAGAAGCUUUCCAUGCAGAUCCCGAAUUGGCCGACUAUCUAAUUGAUGCCAAACGAUUCAUCCUCAAGAAUCUCCCUGUCGUGACUUUGGCUCCCCUGCAGCUCUACGUUUCUGCACUUAUACUUACGCCGAUGAACAGUCUGGUGCGAAGCACGGGCUCGCUUCCUUCCUGGAUUUGCAAACCUACACAAGUGGACGAGAACUGGGGAUGUUUGUUGCAAAUCCUCGAACAUCAAAGCGGUGUUCACUCCGUAGCUUUCUCACCAGACGAUCGGCUCCUGGCGGGCACAGAUGCAACUGGGGCCUUACACAGAGAAGUUGAACACGGGUAUGAUUCGGGCCACCUCACGCGCGUUGAAUUUUCUCCGAACAAGCAGAGUUUGGUCUCAGGGUCGUCCGAAGGCCAGAUUCAUAUAUGGGAUACAAAGAAAUGGCACCGGACACAGACACUGCGCCCUGCCGACUUGUCGUGUCGGAUAUCAGAUACGGCUUUCUCCCCGGACAGCCAGAUGCUAACAUGCUCAUCGGAGCAUACGGUCAAUGUGUGGAAGAAGAGUUCGACUACAUGGAAUUUACAAUGGAAUUUCAAUCCAUCCGAAGAAAUCACCAGCAUUUCGUUUUCAUGCAACGGCCUACUGCUUGGUUCGGCCAUGUGGGGACAUAUCAUCAUUUGGAAUAUGGAAACCGGGGCAUUGCACCACACCAUACAGCGUCUGGACUCUUUCACAACGGUCAGGUUUUCGACUGACAAUAAAUCCCUGCUUGCAGGCUUUCGCUCAGAUGGCGUCAUAAUCUGGGACAUAAACGACUGGAGCUUAAAGCAAAUUAUCCCAAAUGCAGAUCAGUAUUCCAUAUUUUCUCUUUCACCGGACAACAACUACAUUGCAGCCCCAGGAAACAAUUCAAUCACAGUGAUGAAAGCAGACAUGGGCGUGAUCUAUCAAACUCUAAAGGGUCACCAUACAGGGCAUAUAGAAGAGGUAACCUUCUCUUCAGACAGCCGGUUGCUGGCAUCAUGUGGAUCGGAUAAAACAAUCCAUCUAUGGGCCAUCGCACCUGGAGGAUUCACCGAUAAUCCAAACCACCACUCGGAAUUGAUCACAACCGUUGCGUUUUCCACCGAUGGCUCUCUGGUCGCGACAGGAGCAAGGGAUUCCACCAUCAAAAUCUGGGAUGCCGAAACUGGCCACCUUAUAAGCACUAUGGACAACAUGGGCCAUUCCAUCAACACAGUGAAGAUCUCACCGAAAAACAAGCUGCUAGCGUCGGGUUCAGAUGACGGAAGUGUCACAGUGCGAAAUAUCCAGACAGGAGAGUCGAUCGUGGCACGAAACGGAUGUGGAAGCUAUCAGUAUGAACGGCACAUCAGGGAAAUCCAUUUCUCUCGGAGCAGUCGGCUUCUAGCCGCGGUGCCAGUCUGGGAUGUCGAAGUGUGGAACACAAAAACCGGCAAUCUGGUCAAGUCAGCACUGCAGGGCCUCGCAGGCGAAGAACUCCAAGAAGCCCUAGAAUCUCUAGAGCAGAAUAUGUACUGGGCCAAGACGAAGAUUACUGUUGAGGAUGAAAUUCCGUAUGACGAUGCCCAACCUUCGCAGCAAUGUCAGAUCUCCAUCGCUGAUGGCUGGGUGAUUCUCGGACAACAAAAGAGGAUCUGGAUUCCACCUGAACACCGACCAUAAAUGAAUGCAUGGACUCAAAAAAACAACAUUCUGGUCAUUGGAAC